AGUGUGCGUGGGUAGAGACCGCCGCGAGGGGAUCGGUCGCGCACGUUGCAAGUAAGCAUUUGUUAGUGCUGCGCGAAGAACGUGUGUAGUUCGUGAUAUUUUAGGUGACUAUACAAUCGGUCACACAUUAUUGCACUACACCCGGCCUCAAAAUGUCAAAUCGAGCAUGGGUAACGCUUGCCACAAACGACUCCUACAGUCUCGGCGCGCUGGUGGUGGCGCAUUCUUUGCGUCGCUCCGGCUCAAUUUACCCUGCUGUGGUGCUUAUUACCCCUUCCGUCACUGAGGCUAUGAGGGAGCGUCUUCGCGCAGUAUUUGCUGAAGUGGUGGUAGUAGACGUGUUGGACUCGAGGGACGCCGCCCACCUCGCACUGCUGAGGAGGCCCGAGCUCGGCGUCACCUUCACAAAAAUCCACUGCUGGAAUCUCACUCAGUAUGAGAAGUGCGUCUUUUUGGACGCCGAUACAUUGAUCGUCCAAAACUGCGAUGAGCUGUUUGAGCGUGAGGAGCUGUCAGCUGCGCCUGAUGUCGGCUGGCCCGACUGCUUCAAUUCCGGAGUGUUUGUCUUCAGGCCUUCAGCUGAGACCUUCAGUAACCUUAUCACAUUCGCCUCGGAGCGAGGCAGUUUCGACGGUGGAGACCAAGGUCUGCUGAACUCAUAUUUCUCUAAUUGGGCGCAGAGCGACAUUAGCAAACAUCUUCCAUUCCUCUACAAUGUCACAUCGGCCGCCUUCUACUCUUAUAUACCUGCCUUGAAACAUUAUGGUCAGAACUUAAAGAUAAUUCACUUUAUUGGUGCCGCAAAACCAUGGCUACAACAUUUCAACUGGCAAUCGCGCUCUGUCGAUGCGCCAGAACAUUUGCGAGAAUUCCUUCAACUCUGGUGGGACCUGUUUGUUGGCCAAGUCCACUCACAGCUAGACACGACCAUGGAUAUGGUCGUAGAAGACUUUCUGGAGAUCCCUCAAGAAGAAACGAUCAAUUAUAACGAGCCAACGGUGAACUAUAGUUACUACGAACCAUCACUAGAUUCUCAUUCUGAAUUUCCGUGGCAUCAUCCCGAUAAUCAAGUUGUAGAUCCCGAACUGAAUGUGCCAGAAAUUGAUAUGAAUGAAUUUCAUAAUCCAUGGGAUAUUUAUAGAGGAAAUAUACCAGCUUUUGUGGCGGAUACCAUACAAAACGAGCAAAAGGCAGAUGAUCAUCAUGAAAUUAGAAAAUAUGCCUGGGAUUACCAUCCACAACAAUAUCAAAACCAAACUGAAAGUCACAAUUACGAACAGAUGGUUCACAGUAAAGAACAUAAUGUACAGCAUCAUCACGAUGAUCACACUUCUAAACAUAAGGAAGAUGUUUGGCAAUCUAAUCAUGAAUCUAGUCCUAAUGAUAAUCUAAUUAAUGUAAAUGUAGAUAUACCUCAUAGUGAUUACUAUCAUCAUCAACAGCAUGAAACAAACCACCAACUACAUGCACAAGACUAUCAUCACAAUGCAUCACAAUAUCACGAAAACAAACCUCAUGAACAUCUAAGCCCCAGCGAUCAACAUAUACAAGAAUAUAACUACACAGAACCUCAUCACACUCAUGAAUAUCACUACGAUCACGUUAGUAAACCUGAAGACAAUAACAACAUAUUUAAUCAAACACAAAAUAACGAAUCUCAUGUUGAUAGUCACGUAUGUCAUGAACAUAGUCUUCAGGAUCACGAACACCACGUAGGUAAGAAGUUAAACGGUUUUACUUUCUCUUCACAAUUCGAAAAACAAAAUAGACCCCAAGUAUAUACUGUAAUGAUGGAUCACGUAAAGGUAAAAAAAGUAAACCAUCAUAUACCAGAAGAGAAAAUGAAUGGAUAUGUGUCCGAUGACGAUAGUGAUAUUUAUGGUGAAAUAACGCCAAGGCAUCCAUAUGAUGGCUUUUACUUAAGGCACAGAAUGACUAUAGAUUCACGUGGGCGUAAAAUCUGCAGCCAUGAAAUACCUGUAAGAUCUCCUUCACCACCGUCAGAGAGUUCUGAAGAAUUUGAAGACGCAUUGGAAACACUCCCAGAGGAAAUUACGGAAAAGGCAUUAAAUGGGGAGGAUAGCCAAACUGGUGUAGCUGGUAACUUGGCACGCGUUGUACCCGGAGCGCCACUGCAACAAGAGGCGGUAGACGAACUAACCAGGCGACAAGGUUGGGAGACCGGGAACAUAGAUUACAUGGGUGCUGAUUCCUUUGACAACAUCUUGGCAAAGAUUUCACAGACAUUGAGCCAGCCACCAAGUUCUGAGCAGCCAGAACCCUCAAAGGAAGAGUCACAGCCUGAAGUGGCAGCCGAUCCCCCAAGCGCACCUGCACCGGCUGAACCUGCUUCAGAACCAGAACCUGUAGCCUCAGAACCCAUGCUGGUUGAAACUCCGUCAGAAAAGCCUGUAGAGGCACCAGUAGAAAAGGAAGUAGCAGUGCCCGAGAAAGUUGAAGUAGCUCCUAGUGAAAUAGCUCCAGUUGAAGUUCCUGAACCGAUAGAAAAGUCUCCCGAAGCAGAAGUUGUUCCCACAGUAGAGGCUGCCAAACCUGUUGAAGAAGCUCCCGUGGCUGCAGUUCCGGUCCCAGCCGACGAGGCUCCCGCUCUAGCUGAAACCACUGAAGCUGCAGGUAAACCAGAGGAAAUUAUUCCUGUUCCAGUUGAAGCGGCGGUGGCAUCGGUGGAGUCUGCAACAGACGUGAAAGAUAAGACUGAUCCUGAAACUGAAAUACCAGUGGUGGCUUUGGAGGCAUUAAAAAUUGAUGAAGCUCCAUUAGCCGCGGAAGUCGAAGCUACAAUAGAGCAGGCAGUACCCACGUCUUAUGUUCCAGAACCCACACCUGCACCAUCAGAGGCAGCGAAGCCAACAGAAACAGCGAAGCUAGAAGCCGCCUCUGACAGCCCACCUCUAGCUAACACUCCGUCCAAGGAAGAAAUUCCUGAGACGCCCGCGGCCAAAUCGGAGGAGCGCCGCAAGCCGGCGGGAAAGCUGCAGCUGCGGCCGCCGCUCGUCGCCGACCCGGCGCUGACGCCCGACAGCGAGGCCGAGGACGCGGCCGCGCUCGCGCAGUCCAUCAUCGCCAGCGAGUUGCGCACGCCCACCGUCACCGAGCCCACGCCGCCCGCGCUCUCCCCCUCCGCCGCACCGCCCGCCGCAGACUCCCGCCUCUCCGUCCAGGAGCCCACGGUGCCCAGCCCGCCCGUCGGCGCCGUCUCGCUCUCACAGAUCGGCAUCAAGUCCAAGCCGACCACCGCCGCCCUAAUAGAAUCAUCUGUCAAGACCGACUCCGCACCUUCCACACCCGAAUCACCCAAACCAGCCGACGCUCCCAAAAAGAAGAUAGUCAAGAAAGUAAUCAAGAAGGAUAAAGAGGGCUCGUCGAGCGGCGAGGCACCCGUUCCGCCGCCGCGGAAGAAGGAAAAGAAGCCCAAAGAGAAAUGAGCGCCCGCGCUUUGCACCCGAAUAGUUCCUCUGUGCCAUAAAUUGUAGCCUCACCUUUAUUUAAUUUCGUAUUCGCUUUAGUGUAUGUGUAACCGUUUUUAUAUUUUAUACUUUUGAUUAAUAAUAAUGAUUAUUAUUAUACUUAUUAAUACUCGCUAUCACACGUCCAUUUAUUAAAAAAGAAUGAUGUACUAUGUAAUUUUUUAUUGCAAUACCUAGAGAUACGAUGUGUUAUUUUAUUAAACAGUGAUGUAUUUGGUUUUUAUUUUAUUUGAAAUGAUUGGAUACCAAAGCCGAUUGACACGUAUAUUUAUAAAGAACAAAGUGUUAUUCAAAUAUUUAUAUUAAAAUGAUUAAAAGUAUAUUUUGAAUU
Molecule: messenger RNA, 3819 nt
Organism: Maniola jurtina (meadow brown)
Lineage: Eukaryota; Metazoa; Arthropoda; Insecta; Lepidoptera; Nymphalidae
Product: glycogenin-2-like
Exons: 9
Coding region: 153-3446 (1097 amino acids)
Cellular component (GO): cytoplasm
Molecular function (GO): glycosyltransferase activity
Source: RefSeq, a predicted model, not a curated record